AUAGAUAGAUUUUUGGACUAAUGACAAAUUCUUGUCAAUUUCAGUCGCCCAUUUUUAUUCAACCUUUUUAUUUUAUAAGUCUAUUUUGGACAGGAUAAAUUAUUUUGUAGUCCCAAAUAAGACGUCCAUUAGUGUAGUUUUUAUAAAAUGGCUCGCUGCCAUAUAGUGUUCCUCGCGUUAGUUUUAAGUGUCGUACAGAGUUUAGGCUCGCAAGUCCCCGUGUUCCUAUGGGGCGAUUUGCCCAAAACUUCUAUGAAAGCUAACCCUCUGACAACCGUAGACCCUGAAGAAUUCGGCCACAUCGUCCACCAAGAGCUGAAAGACGAGCCUUUCACUGUGGUUUUCAUCGAAGAGACCCUUUCAGUCGAAGAUUUUUCACGUAAGGAUGGCGAAGGUAACACGCUGUUCCCGUUCCUCCGGUCCCAACUGAGCGACUCCUACUAUAUCCCAUCAGUCGAAAAUGCACUCCGCGUGCUGAACAAACUUGGUGAUGACAAAGUAGACCACGUCAAGCUCACGGACAGUGGUUUGUCUGCAGACCUGGAAGCUACUAACGGAAAAUUCUUAUUUAUCAACUUGAAGGAUGCCCGCGAAGGGGAAUCGAGGGCGGACAUGCUCAAACGUCAUAAUAACUUCAUAAAAGAGGUGUAUUCAAGGUUGCAAGGGAAAUAUUCAUCAGUAAUUGGGAUUUAUACAGCACAUUAUCCAUCUUGGACUGUCACUCACUCUCGGGCCAGGCGUCAAACUACAGACACUGCACUAGAUGGUGAAUACACCCUGGACGGGCUCCGAUUGUAUGCUGCAUCGAUUACCUACAACAUUGGAACUACUUCGGGAACAUUGACAACUCUGUCGUCUAGCUCGUCCACGUUCAAUGGCACCACGGGAACACAGAGCAGCACACUUAAUUUCAACGAUGGUGUCACUCUUGUCCUCAACUUCGUGUCUAGCUUGGGUUACUGGUACUUUGAGUCCGUUAGCUUCACGAAGGACACAACCUCCCUGAUACUGCUGCCCGCUCCAGGCCCCAUUUAUGCGCCAAACAACUACUCAUACCAGUGUGGAGAGGGAGUCACAUUCACUGGUAACAAUGAUACCGCGCACAGUGUUAGCUUUGUCAACUUGCGUAUUGAACCGUUCUUCGGUAACACCAAUGACACGAACACAUUUAGCGAAGGAUUUGAUUGCAUCGGCUACUUCGACACCACGAUCCUUGCUUGUCUGAUGAUAGUCUUCCUACUGCUCUCCAUUCUGUUCUACGGUAUCAUGAUGAUGAUGGAUAUAAGGACAAUGGACCGCUUCGAUGAUCCCAAGGGAAAAACCAUUACUAUAAAUCCUACUGAUUAAUAGAUCACUUUGUUUUGGGGCAUUCAGCCAAUUUUCAGUUCAAUAUACCAAACACUCGUACGCACGAGCGUUGAAAAAUCGUCCGUAUUUUAAAACGCCGAUGUUAUAUCGGAUAUUGUAACGACCGCCAAACGCUCGGCGCGUAAUGUGAGAGCGUGAUAAAAAUAAUUGUUUAAAUGCAUGUCAAUAACCUAAUUUAACACAGAGCGACACAAAAUUUGGCGUUAUAAAACAACUGUCACACAACUGACGUGUAAACAAAUACAAGAUUACUUGGCCGCGCUUUUUUAACGCUCGUGCAAGCGAGGCCUUUAAUUUCUGUUCAGUUAAAAACAAUAGUUAUUUUUGAAAGUGAAAUGCUUUUAGACGUAAGUAUAAUUAUGAUGGAAAGUAUUAAUUAUUAACAUUUGCAAUGGUUAAUCAUUUUAAAUGGAAAUGAUGGAUGAGUGAUCCUGAAGUGAUUUUUUUUUAGUAUUUCGAUAGCCGUCAUUAAUCUCCUUCAAAUUUCAACAAAGACAAGAAUCUUUACUACCAUAAUUUAUAAUAAUCUGUUUGGGGCAGUGUAAAAAUGUUAUCAUUAUUUGAUUUUUAAGAUUUUAGAAUGGACUUAUUUUUAAAAGGACGCGAAUGACGGCGGUCGAAACGCUGGGAAAUUCACCGCCCUACAGUUAGACGGUGAAUUUCACGGUUGACGUUUUGAACGUUUUGAUGGUUUGAACGCGGCGUGUAGCGUUUCAUUAGUGUCGCACAUAUUUUUUGAAUAAAGAAUCAUUUUUUGUUUUAAUCAAACAUAAAAUUAACACUACCGGUUCUUUACUGUGUAUGGUAAAAUUUAACAAACGCUGAUGACAGCCCACGGCGGCGAUCAAAACGCUCGUGAAAUUCACGUGACACUAGACUAGAACGUGUUUAGUUUUGUAAACAUUUGUUGAUUGUUAACUAUAGAAUCAUGUUACAAUACACUAUAUUUAUCGAACGAAUAUCGAAAAAAAAUAUGCAUGUUUUUUUUUUUGGAAAAUUUAUUUUAUAUUAACCUCAUGUUUACCCUAUUCCUAUAUAAUUAUUAUUCCGAGUGGACACUUUUUGAUAAUGGCCUAAUUUUUGCAGAUUUUAAUGGCAAAAAAUUUAAAAAUAACAAUAUUUUUUUUUUACAACAGCCUAACGUUAUAGUUCCUUACGUAAUUUUUAUACCAUGGUGUGUGUUAUACCGACUGGAAUUUUCUUAUACCGGCCUAAUUUUAGCUGAUUUUAAUAGCUAAAAAAAUUCACAACCAUUUUUUUACAUUUUACAACAGCCUAAUGUUCCAUUCCCUCUUUCAUCGUGUGUUCCUGGUUAUAUUCGGAGCUGUGACGCCUCAAGGCGAAGGGUUAGGUUUUAGAUUUUUUUUAAUUGCCAUUACAUUUGGAAUAUUGUUUAAUUUUGCAACCGGCCGCCCGCCUGACCCUGACAUUUAAGAAUGUUAUUGUUACCUAUCAGCUGUUAAGGCUUUGUGUCCCUUAGUCGCCUCGUACGACAUCCAUUGGAAAAUACGAAGUGGUUUUAUACUAAGGCGGAACCACACGCCACAAUCCCAAUUUUAUGAUAAACCGAGUGUUUAUUUUUUUAAUAUCAGCCUAAUUUUAGCAGAUUUUAAUGGCAAACGACUGAGUUUAUUAUUAAUUCUAUAAAGUCUCGGGUAUUUUUUUUCUGUGGCGUCAUUAAUUUAUUAAUUAUAUGUCUAUUACGUAGCAUCCAAACAAAAAAAAAGCUAUCCUAAGUAAUAUAAUCGCAAUUU
Molecule: messenger RNA, 3122 nt
Organism: Plodia interpunctella (Indianmeal moth)
Lineage: Eukaryota; Metazoa; Arthropoda; Insecta; Lepidoptera; Pyralidae
Gene: VhaAC45
Product: Vacuolar H[+] ATPase AC45 accessory subunit
Exons: 3
Coding region: 148-1347 (399 amino acids)
Source: RefSeq, a predicted model, not a curated record